Centropristis striata (black sea bass) is the source of this 1672-nucleotide messenger RNA. RefSeq names its product gastrula zinc finger protein XlCGF49.1-like. The transcript has a single exon. The record is from RefSeq and is a predicted model, not a curated record. Gene Ontology annotation, biological process: regulation of transcription by RNA polymerase II. Bases 266 to 859 code for a protein of 197 amino acids. Lineage: Eukaryota; Metazoa; Chordata; Actinopteri; Perciformes; Serranidae. Gene Ontology annotation, molecular function: RNA polymerase II cis-regulatory region sequence-specific DNA binding; DNA-binding transcription activator activity, RNA polymerase II-specific. Gene Ontology annotation, cellular component: nucleus.
CUGUGGAGGACCAGAACCAGACAGGAACUCUGAUCCAGAGCCACAUUUACAACCUGAUACUGACAAAGAGCCUGCAGACUCUUCUGAACCUGAGACUGAUGACAGUGCUGAUUGGAAGGAGAACAGAGAACCUCAGUCAGGUUUGAACUGUUUGAAAAAAGAUGGCGGCCCUGUCAGAGAUUCCAGAUUUAGUGCUGGUGAGAAACGAUUUAGCUGCUCUGAGUGUGGGAAAAGAUUUGGCUACAAGUGCGAUCUGAAUAGACACAUGAGAUUCCACACAGGAGAGAAACCUUUCAGCUGCUCAGUUUGCCAGAAAUCUUAUUCACAGAAGUAUAAUUUAAAGCUACACAUGAGACUCCACACAGGAGAGAAAUCUUUCAGCUGCUCAAUUUGUAAGAAAUCUUUUACACAGAGCGGAAAUUUGAAGUCACACAUGAGAGUUCACACAGGAGAGAAAUCUUUCAGCUGUUCAGUGUGUGGUAAAGGUUUCAGUCAUAGUGUAGCUCUCAAGAGACAUAUUAGAGUCCACACAGGAGAGAAACCUUUCAGUUGCUCAGUGUGUAGUAAAGGUUUCGGUUAUGGUGGGUAUCUGAAGUCACACAUGAGAAUUCACACAGGGGAGAAACCUUUCAGCUGCUCAAUUUGUAAGAAAUCUUUUACAGAGAGUGGAACUUUAAAGUCACACAUCAGAGUUCACACAGGAGAGAAACCUUUCACUUGCCAUAUUUGUAGAAAAGGAUAUGCCCGAAGUUCACAUGUCAAAAAUCAUAAAUGUGCUGGCCGCUCGUCCUCAAAGUUUCAAACUGAGGAGAACAAAGUAGCAGAGCCUCCAGCCAGCAGCCCACACAAAGACAUGUAAAGAGAAGCUGAUGGAGAGGAUUCUGGAAGACCAGAAGCAGCGAGGAACUCAGAUCCAGAUGGUCCAGAGACUGAUGACAGUGGUGAUUGGAAGUAAAGCAGAACUCAGUCUGCUGUAAAUUCAGUGAAAUGGUCCUCAUCACAGUUGUUGUUUCUUAGUUUCAGGGUUUCUGUUUAAUCAGCCUCUUAACAUCCUGUUGGCAUGUUCAUUUCAGGUUUAAGUCUGUUCUGUGUCCUCUGUUAGCACAUUCUGGUGCUUUGUUUUUCAAUGGUUCUAUACAAAUACUUUUACUCUGUGUCAGAAAGUGUCCAUUCUUUAGUUUGCUGUCCAGGUUAGGCUGAAAAAUUGUCUGUUUAACUUCUGUCUCAUGAUGGUUUACCAGGAGUUGAACAGUUCAGCUCAUGAAGCUAAUGGAGAGGACUGUGGAAGACCAGAAGCAGCCAGGAUCUCUUGUUGGGAAGGGAGUGAAAUUUGUUGUUUAUUUGUUUAUUGAGCAUGUUAUAUAGCAGCAAUUUUAGGUGGUACAAGGAAAUUAAACUAAACUAUCAAAAAUAAAUAAAUUAAUAAUAUAUUAAAAAUGAAAUUGUAUGAAAUAUACAAUCUGUUUUUGUUAAUAUACUCAUUUUUCAAUCUUUUUAAAGGACUCGAGAAAGAUUUUCAAGUCUUUUUUUAAAUGCUACAAAGCUUGUAGUAACUUUUAUAAAUAUUUAUUCUGUGUAUGAAAUUUAGCUACAAUAUAAUUAAACAAUACUUUCUUUUCCAUGAUGUGAUAUGAUAUUUAUCUCCUUUCUGUUUAUUUUUGUUUUGUUUUAA